Molecule: messenger RNA, 2623 nt
Organism: Oreochromis niloticus (Nile tilapia)
Lineage: Eukaryota; Metazoa; Chordata; Actinopteri; Cichliformes; Cichlidae
Product: NACHT, LRR and PYD domains-containing protein 1b allele 2-like
Exons: 7
Coding region: 401-1309 (302 amino acids)
Biological process (GO): inflammatory response; innate immune response; regulation of apoptotic process
Source: RefSeq, a predicted model, not a curated record
ACUUCCCGUUGGUACGUGUCAGUAUCUGCUGUGUGUCACCAUCGCUGGCCCUGCACCUCCUGCAUAAGAAGUGACAGGCUGCUUCAGUCCUGCAGGUACAAAAAGAUUAUUUUCAUUUUCCAGGUGGUAACUAUGACGACUGAGAAGCUGCUCACUUGGAUGAAUUCAAGUCACUGAUUGAAUAGCAGAAAGUUUCAAUCCUCAUCUCAAGUAGCAAACUGAAAGCAGCAAACACUCAGGAUGUAGUGAAUGUGAUGAUGGAGAAUUACAGCCAAGAGUGUGUGGAGGUGACCAGAAAGGCUUUAAUGAAGAUGAGCAGAUUCUGGUGCAGAGAUUAUCAGGUAUCACCUCAGGAACCAAAUACAAGUCAAAAACAAAUAAAUAUGUAAAAAAUGAACACAUGGAGAGGAUGGAGAGCAGACAAUACAUGCCUGCAGGUCCUCUGAUGGACGUCACAGUCGCUGCUGGGAAGUUAAAUGAAGUUCACCUGCCACACUGGAUCUGCAUCGAUGACAUCCCUGACAUAUUGGACAUGUUUGCAGUCGUUCACAUAGAUGACUGUGGAGAUGUUGUGGAAAAAGUGUCUGAGGUCACACCAUCACAUGUCAAGUUAACUGAACCGAUUUUCUCUCUGAGAGCGGUCCUGAUGAAACUCGGCGUUCCUGUGAAAAUCAACUGUAACGUGUUGAUAUAUCAGACCAACACAGCUUUCCUCACACUGCAUGUUUAUCUGAUCCCACGUGAUCCUGGUCUACAGCAGACGAUGGACCGGAGAGAAGAAUCCUGUGGAUACAAAGUCAUCCGAAAGCCACAUCCAGAAAAGUCCUUGAAAAUGUUUCAUCGUUUCAUCCUAAGAGCAGAUUUGGAUGGUGCAGAAAUCUGUCCUCAGGUGUUAAAGCUCAGAUAUGAAAGCAGAACUCCAAAUUUCUUUGAAGUGUACAUGAAGAAUCCAGACAGAGACUUCCAGCUCAGACUCACACCAAAAAAAGAGCUUCAGUCAGUUUGGACCCGCACUGUUAGAAAAGAUGAAUACCAAAGAAGUGGUAAAGUACAAGAAAACCACUUUGUGGAUAAACACAGAGUGGAGCUGAUCCAGAGAGUGAGCAACAUCGAGCUGAUUCUGGAUGAGCUCCUGAAAGAAAAAGUUAUCCAGCAGGAAAGUUAUGACAGAAUCAGAGCUCUGCAGACCUCUCAGGAAAAGAUGAGGGAACUCUACAGCGGUCCCCUGAAAGCUGGCAGUGCCUCCAAAGAUGUCUUCUACCAAAUCCUUCAGACACACGAGAGACUCCUUGUUAAUGACCUCUGCUGAAAGAACGUUUGCUGAAAUCCAUUUUGUGUUCUACAGUGAAAGUAUUUACAAAAGGGAAAUGCUGACAUUGUCUCUGUGUUUCUGAUAUAAACAUAAGAAAUAUCAGACUCUUUGUUUUAUGCUUUAAUAUGAUAGUGGGCGGAUUUAUUACGCUGGUUAUAAUUUGGACCUGGUGACAUCAUACAGGCUGAAUAUGAAUGUUUACUCUGUUGUUAAUAAUUACAGGUGCUGGUUGCUGUACAUGAAUCCUGAAAACAGGAAAGAAAUAAUGAGACUGGGAGACGUGUCACAGAUGAGCUUUCGUCCCACUUCAAACUUUGUCUUUUGCAUAUUUAAUAUUUUCAAAUCUUCCUCACAAAUUCAAAUAAAAAAAUCAUAAUAUUCGUCCAUCUAAAAGUUUUAUAGACAGUAUAAUGUUCAGAAUUGAAAUAAAAUGUCUUUCUAUAAUUUUGUUUGGUUUUCUUACGGUGAGCUGAUUUUGCCCAUAAACACAUUCUGCUGCUGCGUUUACGACAGGAUCCCUCCUUUAAUAACAUCUGUUUCACAUGAUAAUUAGACGCUAAAGUUUCAUUAAAGCACAACACAAACGUCCAUGUGUAGAAGAAGCAGCUGUUUGUGGUGAUCAGAGUUAUCAGACUUUUACAGUUUUUGUAUUUUUAUUUUGACAUUUUCUUUAAAUUCAGUUUUGUUCAGUUAGUUUCCAGAGAGCGUUUUCUCAUUUCAGUUUAGAGUUUAGUGUUUGUAAACGUUUUGUUGUACUUUUUGUGAAUUUCAGUGUUUUGGUCUUUGAAACUAUUAACUCUUUGGUUUUCUGUCAAAAACAUGAUGAAAACCGGCACAAGAAUAAAGUUAAUUCCGGCAAAUUUAAAUUUCUGAGCUCAACAGUCCUCUCCUCAAACUGGCUGUUCUUCUGCUUGUAUUUCCGCUCUCUGUCGGGCCUCCAGGAAACCGCAGGUCUUCCUCUUUGCUGACAAACGUUUAGUGAAUAACUGAAACUCACAGUAUUAAAGAUUUAUACCGUCUGUGGUAAAUUACAGCCAGAAACCCGAGUAUUCAGUCAGAAAUAAGUAGCUAAAUACUAUUGGUAUGUGAAUGUAAUCCUUACUUCGGAUUGGAGCUUUUUCUUGUUAAUAAAUUCCGAAUUUUUUAAUCGUGUGCCUGGUGCCAGAUUGAUGUGCAGCCCUGCGAAGCGAAGGCGGGCUGACAGCUGGGAGGAGAGAGAGGCAGAAACGCGGAAGUUUUUCAGCUUCAUUGUUAAGAGAAAGUGAGAGAAGCAGCGGGAGAACAGCGCCUCACACUAAGCUGCUUCACAAA